Messenger RNA from Rhipicephalus microplus (southern cattle tick), 1687 nucleotides. RefSeq names its product Beclin-1-like Atg6 (gene Atg6). Gene Ontology annotation, molecular function: phosphatidylinositol 3-kinase binding; protein-macromolecule adaptor activity. Lineage: Eukaryota; Metazoa; Arthropoda; Arachnida; Ixodida; Ixodidae. Gene Ontology annotation, cellular component: phosphatidylinositol 3-kinase complex, class III, type I; phosphatidylinositol 3-kinase complex, class III, type II; phagophore assembly site. Gene Ontology annotation, biological process: mitophagy; autophagosome assembly; cellular response to nitrogen starvation. The record is from RefSeq and is a predicted model, not a curated record.
GAAGGGUUGCCAUCAAAACCAAGCAAAACAAGUUGCUGGUGUUUUUCACCAUUUCGGCACCGUCGGAGUUUCACAUGCGAAUUAGGUUUGCUCAGCGAAUACCCGCUGGUAAUCCCGGAUAAGUCCGAUCCGUCGUCACUAUCUAAACGGAACUAUUAUGGCGGUAUAAACGCCGCGCUUACGUAAUGUCGUAGGCUCGCGAAGUCGCUGCCGUCUCGUUGAUCCAGCAGCUGUGAGCCCAGAACCAAGCAGUCAUGGCAGGACUGUCGGUCACGCUCACAAAAGACCGGACGUUCCCGGUGAACUUCACCUGCCAGAGAUGCUGUCAGCCCUUACGACUGGACGCGUCUUUCUCGUCCAUCGACGAGCAGACCCUCUCGGAACUGUCGGAGCCGAUGCUGAGUCAGUCGGACCCCGUCGAACUAUGCGGUCCUUCGCCCGCGGUCCACUACCGCGUCCCCGAGGAAGGCGUCUCGCGUCGCGCCGUCGAACCGAUACGCUUCGUCGAGAGCGGCAACGGCUUCAUGCUGGUCGGCGAAAGCGCGGCCGUCGUGGACACGACCAUCAGCCACAAGUUGGACGUCGAGACGCGCCUGUUCGAGCUGAUGACGAACCAGUCGGCGGUCGACUACCCCAUCUGCGAGGAGUGCACGGACAACCUUCUGGACCAGAUGGAGCGGCAGCUGGACCUGGCCGAGGACGAGUGCAAGGACUACCGGAAGUACCUCGAACAGCUGACCAACGGCGAGGACGAGGUGGUCAACUUGGACGAGCUGGACGCCGAGUUCCGGAAGCUGGAACGGGAGGAACGCGAGCUCCUAGAGGCCGUCGAGAAGAUCGAGAAAGAACGCAGCGACGUGGCGAACGAACGCAGGCAACUGGCCGAUCGGCUGGAGCGACUUCGCGCCGACGAGGACCGCUACUGGCGCGAGUACUCGGACCUGAACCGCCAGCUGAUGCAGUGCUCCGACGACCACGCCAGCGUCGAGCGCCAGCUCAGGUACUCGGAGAGCAAGCUGAGUCAGCUGCACAAGACGAACGUGUUCAACGCGACCUUCCACAUCUGGCACAACGGGCACUUCGGCACCAUCAACAACUUCCGACUGGGCCGGCUGCCCAACGUGCCCGUGGAGUGGUCCGAGAUCAACAUGGCCUGGGGUCAGACGGUGCUGCUGCUCCACUCGCUGGCCGAGAAGAUGGAGAUGACCUUCCUGAGGUACCGGCUGGUACCCUUCGGCAACCACUCGUACCUGAUGUGCCUCGAGGACCCGACUCGGGAACUGCCCCUGUACUUCGCCGGCGGCUUCAAGUUCCUGUGGGACACCAAAUUCGAUCACGCCAUGGUGGCGUUCCUGGACUGCCUGCAGCAGUUCAAGGAGCAGGUGAGCAAGAUGGACUCCAACUUCUGCCUUCCCUACCGGAUAGACAAGGGCAAGAUCGAGGACAGCAACACUGGCCAGUCGUGCUCCAUCAAGAUCCAGUUCAACUCGGAAGAGCAGUGGACCAAGGCUCUCAAGUUCAUGCUCACAAAUCUCAAGUGGGGACUGGCCUGGGUCUCCGCACACUUCGCAGCCCGCGAGGCAGCCAGCUGAUCCGAAUCUUCAAAGUUGCAAUGCGUAAACAACCGCGUGUACAACUUCUGUAUAUAUGCCUGAUGUGAUAUAAAACUGUGCAGUUCAGUGUGUAG